Entrophospora sp. SA101 is the source of this 162-nucleotide messenger RNA. The record is from the annotation of a GenBank genome assembly. NCBI's taxonomy places the organism in Eukaryota, Fungi, Glomeromycota, Glomeromycetes, Entrophosporales, Entrophosporaceae.
AUGGAUCAGGAUAGCCAAAAUUUAUCUACUAAAGCUGAGAAAGAAGAUGGUGAAGAAGGUGUUGAAGAAUCGAAUUUACCAAUAACAGAAUAUGAUAUGGACAGAGUUAGAAGUACGAUCAAACAAUUUGUUAGGGAAUGGGCAUUUACCAGUGUAAUAUGA